Molecule: messenger RNA, 2094 nt
Organism: Penicillium taxi
Lineage: Eukaryota; Fungi; Ascomycota; Eurotiomycetes; Eurotiales; Aspergillaceae
Product: tRNA (guanine26-N2)-dimethyltransferase
Exons: 1
Coding region: 1-2094 (697 amino acids)
Biological process (GO): tRNA N2-guanine methylation
Cellular component (GO): nucleus
Molecular function (GO): RNA binding
Source: RefSeq, a predicted model, not a curated record
AUGGCUAUGGAGAUCACGCCUAAUCAGCCCAACCGGGUGGAAUUUCACGGCACUGAAUACCAAGUCAUUAAAGAAGGCUUGGCUAACAUUCUCAAUCCACCUGCGCAAGAUGCCGCCUCCAAGGGUACCAAGAAGGACCUGAAGGCCGAUGACGAAAUCCAGUCCGUCUUCUACAACCCAAUCCAGCAAUUCAACCGUGACCUGAGUGUCUUAGCAAUCCGAGCUUUUGGAGAACACUCUGUGGAUCUGAGAAAAAAGAAGCUGGAUCAGAAGCUUAAGAGGAGUGGACCAGGAAAUGGAGCGUCUAAGGGAACAAAGCGGAAGCGGGAGGACAGUGCAGAGAAUCAGAACCCCGAGGCCGGUGCAGAGGCUGGAAGUAACGGACAGCCAGAGACAAAUCCCAAGAAGCCAGCUGACGGACUGAACGCCAAACAAGAUGCGCAGUCAGAUCCACCCGCUGCACCUUCGUUUACAAUUCUGGAUGCUUUGUCUGCGACAGGUCUCCGCGCACUUCGAUAUGCCUCGGAGCUCCCAAUGGUUAGCAAGGUCGUGGCAAACGAUUUGUCUUCUUCUGCUAUCCAGUCCAUGAAGACCAAUAUCGAUUACAAUGAGCUGCAAGACCGUAUCCAGCCCAAUCUGGGCGACGCACGUGCCUACAUGUACUCGCUAAAUGUACACAAGUUCGAUGUCAUUGACCUAGAUCCAUAUGGCUCGGCAGCUCCAUUCAUUGACGCUGCUGUCCAAGGAGUGAAGGAUGGUGGUCUGCUUUGUGUCACUUGCACUGAUGCCGGUGUUUGGGCAUCGACUGGCUACGCAGAGAAAUCUUUCUCCCUGUACGGAGGUACGCCACUCAAGGGUUCUCACUCGCACGAGGGUGGUCUACGCUUGAUUUUGAACAGUAUUGCAAUGUCCGCAGCAAAGUAUGGAUUGUCCAUUGAGCCGCUGCUCUCCCUGUCAAUUGAUUUUUACGCACGCGUGUUUGUUCGUGUAUACCGAUCCCCAGCUCAAGUCAAGUUCACUGCUGGCAAUAGUAUGGUCGUUUACAACUGCGAUUCAGGAUGCGGUGCCUGGUCUAUACAGCCUCUGGCUCUGACAAAACAAAAACUUGACCGCAAGGGUAAUCCCAUGUACCACCAUGUCCUAGCCCAGGGACCUGUCGCUGGCCAAAAUUGCGAGCACUGCGGUUUCAAAACACAUAUUGCAGGUCCUAUGUGGGCUGGUCCGCUGCACAAUCCUCACUUCAUUCAAAAGGUUCUGGGCCUGCUUCCUACCCUUGAUUCCAACAUAUAUCAUACCAUUCCUCGAAUUGAGGGCAUGCUAACCAACGCGCUCGAAGAGGAUCUUGAUCCCAUUCAAAACACUGAAUCCAACAAGAAUUCUCUAGAUCUGGAGUACCCGGCUAUCAUUCCCAGAACGGAUCCAGCAAUUCGGGAUCCGUACCCCUUCUAUUUCACACUCAGUGCCCUAUCAAAAGUUUUACAUUGUUCCACCACCCCAAUUGACGAGUUUCACGGUGCUCUACGGUCUAUCGGCUACCGCUCAACCCGCAGCCACGCUAAGCCCAAUUCUAUCCGCACUGAUGCCCCGUGGACCGUCAUCUGGGAGAUCAUGCGUGAAUGGGUACGCCAACACUCUCCUAUCAAGGAGGCCAAUCUCAAGCCAGGCAGUCCAGGCUUGAAUAUCUUGAGAAAGAGCCGCUCCAACUUGCGUAAGGUGCACGAAGGGAACCAAUGGCUGUCCCAAUUGAAGAAGGAUCUACUUGAAGCUGUCGAUUCUGGUCGUGAUGUUGGUGAUUUAAUCACCAAAGUAGAAGCCUCACUCUAUAGAUCUGGAUCACGGCAGACUGAAAAAACCGAAAAAAUUCCAUUUAAACAGCCGGAUAUAGCUGAUGCCGAGGCUCAGCCACAAGAAGCUCCGGAGGGGGAAGCAUCUGAGACUCAUUCAGGUCCUCCUCAUCCUAGCUCACUUGAUAUCAAAUUUGAUGCGGCUCUCGGUCGGCAAGCCACUCACUCGAAUAAGCGCCUGGUGCGGUAUCAGCUCAAUCCCCGUCCCAAUUGGGGUCCAUUGAACCGUGCGGCAGUGACCCUGAAAUAA